Messenger RNA from Daktulosphaira vitifoliae (grape phylloxera), 3653 nucleotides. RefSeq names its product serine-enriched protein-like. Lineage: Eukaryota; Metazoa; Arthropoda; Insecta; Hemiptera; Phylloxeridae. Bases 530 to 2161 code for a protein of 543 amino acids. Gene Ontology annotation, molecular function: protein binding. The record is from RefSeq and is a predicted model, not a curated record. The transcript has 8 exons.
UAUUUUUUAAUAAUCCCUUUUUCAUUCGACAUACUUUAUCUUAAUCAGGAUAUUAAUAAGGAACUAGCAGAUCAUGUAACUUUUGGAAUAAUCCACCAAUUUUUUAAAAUUAAACACUAUCUAAAGUUUUGCAUCAAAGCGUUUUUUUUUAUAGUGAUUUUAAUCACUCUCAGAUAUCACAAUAUACUUGAUCUAACUAUGCCACGUCACCACUGUGCUGCGACCCCACUGUGCUGGGUUUUUUUUUUAACCUAUAUUAAGAAAAUUUUCUAAGGAUGUAGUUUGGGAACAUUUUUUAUUUUAUUUUAUAUAAAUAAUAAUAUUUUUCAUGACCGUUUUUUCUAAAUAUACUUUAAAAGUUCCUAUUUUCAGUAAAAAUAAGUCGUUGCAUAAAUUUUAUGAUAGGCUUGAGCCCUUCCCCUAUAAAUACAUGUUAUUUUUUAGGUAAUGAAACGAAAAAAAAUUGUCAGCACGCCAAUGAAAAUAGAAAAAUUGAUAAAAAAAAUCUUUACCGUCCAAGAUAAAAAACAUGGAAUAUAAAGUAUCCUCGACAGUUACUACCUCGACAGCUAAGGAUGAAACAUUAUUUGAGUAUAAAGGAGGUUUAGCAGAUGACUUAAAAUUUUUAGCAGCCAUUCCCGAAGUAUGUGACGUUACAUUUUUAGUUGGAGAAACUCGAGAACCAGUAUGUGCUGUUAAAGCAAUACUCGCAGCAAGAAGCAAGUUAGUAAAACUUCUAAAUGGUUAUUUAAUGAAGAGAUUAGCUGUAUUAGUGACGGCCCAAAAAAUAUUAGUAAUUUUACUAGUAUUUUACAAGAUGUUGUAUGACACAAAUCAAUCGUCAACAAUUAACAGUACUCCGAAACGCAGUGGAGGUUUAAUAAAACAAUUAUCUGGAGUUGCUUCGGGUAGUCAAAACCCCCAACAACAAAAUCGAUUAAGAAUGUUACUCAAACGAAGUUCAGAACCAUUAUUAAUAUUUCAGCAACAUCAAUCGAGGCAGUUUCAAAAUUCUUCUCCUAACCGGAAUAGUAUAAAAAAUAUCAAAAUAGCUUCUGCUGGGACUAACACAUCUUCUUGGUCAAAAUAUAAAAGAGGAAGCACUGCAGGAAACAUUUCACCCACCAAGAGUAACCUAACAUCAUCUACUGUUAUCGUAGUUGACGAAUUCGAUGCUGAUGUAUUCAGACAGUUAGUUGAAUAUGUGCACACAGGAUGUGUUACUUUGCAACCACGAACACUUUUAGGUGUACUAAAUGCAGCAGAUUUUUAUGGAUUAGAUGAACUUCGAGCAGCUUGUACAGGAUUUGCUGAUUCAGGAGGUAUUACAGUGGAUACAGCAUGCGCUUUGUUGGCAUCCGCUGAACGUUACAUUCAUUAUAAAUGCACAAAGUCAUUGGUGCAAAAAGUACUUGAAUUCGUCGAUGAACAUGGCGGACGUGUUCUAAGCCUCGGGUCUUUUACAUUGCUACCACAACACGUAGUUCGUUUAAUUCUAUCACGGGACGAGUUGCGUGCCGAUGAAUUGACCAAAUUUCAGGCUGCUUUAAUGUGGUCAAAAAAGUAUGCUGCUGAUGCUGCUGAUAACAAUAACUCAAAUGCAGAAGAAGAUGACUGGAGAGCUAUUUUUCGUGAGCAUUUUUCAUCCAUAAUUCAGUAUCAUAAGAUCGCUGCCCGUGUUAUUUUGGAUGAAAUCAUGCCAUUAGGUGUAGUUCCAGAUCGUGAUCUCUUAUCGGCACUGGCUUACCAGGCCGAUCCCAAUAGUGUGCAACUUAAUUCUACAACUACUGCUGAUCAGCUACGAUGUGGUAGACGUCGCACUCGUUCCAUGUCAGUACAGAGUGGUGGUGCUUGUGCUGGUGAUGACGACGAUGUCGAACCUCCAUCAGGCUGUAAUCGCGUUAAUGUCGCUGCUGGUCCAUCGACAUCCGGAGCUCCAGCAACUUCAACUCCAAGCAGUGGUGGAAGUGGAGGCAGUGCUAAUCUGAUAGCUCAACAUCAGCGACCUCCACCUUCACGACGUCGUCGGAGAACUUUUCAUAUGCAUCACCAGCAUCGCUCUCGUCAAAGACAUCAUUGUCAUCGAUCAUCUGACUCGACAAUUGCUUGUAGUUGUAGUACCAGCGACGAAGACUCGGCAGACGACUUAACUUCAUCGUAAUAUCAGUUAUCACCGAGUGUCAGAUGUGUCAAUUUUUAAAAUGAGUGUGAAAAUAUAUUAUUGUAAAUGGGUUACAGAUGCACGAAUUAAAGAUUUGGGUUUAUAUUAAAUUAUUAAUUAUAAUUUAUUAACGAUAAUCAUUUUAAUUAUUAACAACUAUGUUUGACAAUGAAAAUUCAUUACUUACUUAAAAGAGCAAUGACCGUCGAAUAGGAGGGAAUUAGGGGGAUAGAUCCUCCCUCAUUAACAUACCCUUUUUGACAUUUUUCAUUAAAAUUUUGGAAACUUUAUAUAUGUUAUUGACCGUAAUUAAUAUAAAAAAUUAUUAAUUAUACAAAUUUAAGAGUUUAAAUUUCAAGUUUUGGUAUUAUUUAUCUGCGGGUAAAUUCAACGGGACAUUAUUCUAAAUAAAUUAAAUAUUUUAAAUAGGCUUAAUAAGAAAAAAGACAUUUAUAGUAAUCCAGAGUAAUAUCUUGAUAUAGUAAUACAAAUAAAAAAUCUUAGGGGAAUGGAGUUACAGUGCCAAUGAUGAUUUUUAUCAAAUAGGGUUUUCAUUCCCUCUCAUGCACAAAAUACCACCUCUGCAUAAAUGUUUUUUAUAAUAUGUAUUCUUUUUGCUGAUAUAUGUAUUCGAGGACGUCCGAGCAGUACUUACGAUUUUAACUACUUAUUUUCGCUUAUUACUUUUUAGUUGUGAUAAUGACUUCACAUUUAUUAAUAUAAACAAGCCCUAGUAAAAAAAAAUGAUAGGCUGUUAAAUUAACUAAUAAUUAGUCUAUAUUACUUUAUAAGAAAUCUAUAAAUUAUUUAUAGAUUUCUUUUUGUUAUACUGAGAAUCGUCUUUAUUGAUUUAUGGAAGGACUAUUGUCCUUAAUCCAUACAAAUACGGCUUCAGUGGGCGUAAAGUUCCAAUAAGUUCAUCUAAAAUGACAUAAACACUAUAAAGAGGUUUUUAUUUACACACUUUAAAAUUUUCAAACUUCCAUUUACUUUGUGAAAUGUGAGAAGUUAUAAUACAUUUAUACACAAAAAUGCAUAAUUAAUGUUACAUGUAUAAUUAUUUUGUAAUAAAAAACAUUUGAUUACUUUAUUCACGUGUGUAUAUACGUAUAUUUGGAUUAUCUCAACAAUGGGACAAUAAAUUCUAUAAAAGUACAUGGAUUGGAUUUUAAGGCGUACUAAAGGGUUUUACUUAUAUUCGAGGGGUCUAUAAGUCAAAAUUAUUAAAAAAAAAUUUAGAAAAUCUCAACAUUUAAACCAGGAAUCUCUUAACAACUUUUAUGAACUUACUAAAAAUAUACCUACAGCCAUAUUAUAUUUGAGAUUUAACACCACCCUCAACAGUAAACAAUAUUGACAAAAUUAAGUGUAUAUUGUAAAUUUAUUAAACAUUACGUUGAAAAUGAUGAUAAAAAUUUAUAAUUAAUAAUUAUACUUUGUUAAAAUAAAUGAAUAAGUAACACUCUUAUAUAUUUAUCAAAAAAAUAUUUUC